Bacidia gigantensis is the source of this 1812-nucleotide messenger RNA. RefSeq lists its product as uncharacterized. NCBI's taxonomy places the organism in Eukaryota, Fungi, Ascomycota, Lecanoromycetes, Lecanorales, Ramalinaceae. Gene Ontology annotation, molecular function: alpha-1,2-mannosyltransferase activity. The coding region runs from base 1 to 1812 and encodes 603 amino acids. The transcript has 5 exons. Gene Ontology annotation, biological process: cell wall mannoprotein biosynthetic process; protein N-linked glycosylation; protein O-linked glycosylation. Gene Ontology annotation, cellular component: membrane; Golgi apparatus. The record is from RefSeq and is a predicted model, not a curated record.
AUGGAGCCUGACCUUUCCCCCCAGGUCCACAAGCUUUGCCAAUCCGCCGCAGGAAAAAUUCUCAACGAUUUUCAGCCCAACCUUAUGAUUGCCAUUGGUGGUGGUGGUUACGUUCCUGCAAGAAUCUUACGAUCCUUCCUCAAACGAGCAUCUUCGCCCAAUAUCCCGAUCCAAGCUAUCGGUCUCUCUUUGUAUGAAUCUCUUCCACCUUCUGAGCCAUCCGCUCCUACGACACCCAUCGAGAUCCCAGGGACCAAGGUGACGCGCACACAAUGGCUUGAUUUGAGCAGUCUGAGCAUGGCCAACCUUGUAGGGAAGAAUAUCUUGAUCGUAGAUGAGGUCGACGAUACAAGGACAACGCUCGAAUAUGCUGUCAAAGAGCUUGAAAAGGACGUCGAGGUUGCUAGGCAGAAAUUGGGAACAGGGGAAAGGACGAGAUUCUGUAUCUUCGUUGUGCAUAACAAAGACAAGCCAAAGAAGGGCCGUCUGCCGCAAGACAUGAUUGACGAGGGGAGAUAUCUAGCGGCGCAGACAGUCGGGGAUGUGUGGGUUUGCUACCCAUGGGAGGCUACAUUUUCACUCACCAAAAGGAAGGCGAAAGAGGAUAUCGCAACUCCAAAGAAACGAAUCAUGGCGGUCGCAAAGCCAGUACGAGCGCUCGCAAUCAUCUCGGUCGCCCUUUUUAUAUUUCUCAUCUACCAGGUUUUCAAGACGCCGCCAAACGUAUCUGGAGCUGGUGAUUUAGAGAGAGAGAUCCCUAAUGAGCCAAUGAAUGAAGAAACACCCGAGCCUCCUGAACCUCUUUGGCGCGCCGACGACUAUGCCGCAGAUAAUCCCAACGCACCACGUAUUAAUGCGACAUUACUCGCUUUGGUUCGGAAUGAGGAGCUAGAUGAUAUGAUCAGAUCCAUGCGAGAUCUUGAGCGUACAUGGAAUCGUAAAUUCAAUUAUCCCUGGACGUUCUUCAACGACGUCGAGUUUGACGAUGAAUUCAAACGGCUUAUCAGAUUGGAGACAAAAGCCAAAGUCAACUUCGAAGUUAUACCUAAGGAACACUGGGCGGUACCCUCCUGGAUAAACAGUGAAUUGUUCGACGAAUCUGCACGGAUACUGGAAGAGCAGGACAUUCAGUAUGGGCCUAUGGUAUCAUACCACCAAAUGUGUCGCUGGAACUCAGGCAUGUUUUAUAAACACCCAGCCUUGAAAGACGUACGGUAUUACUGGCGUGUGGAGCCAAAAGUCCACUUCUUCUGCGAUGUCGACUACGACGUCUUUCGCUACAUGCAAGAUCAUAAUAAAACCUAUGGCUUUACUAUCAAUCUGUAUGAUGCUCCCCAAAGUAUACCAACGUUGUGGCCCGAAACAAAAAGAUUCCUUGCAGCUCACCCCAAUUAUGUGCACCCCAAUAAUGCUGAGGAAUGGGUGGUUGAUAAUAAGAGGCGGCCUACUCACAACGCCAAAGCUAAUGGCUAUUCCACGUGCCAUUUCUGGAGCAAUUUUGAGAUUGGUGACAUGGAUUUUUGGCGCAGUAAGGCCUAUGAAGAUUACUUCGAGCAUCUGGAUAGAGCCGGAGGAUUCUUUUACGAGCGUUGGGGUGAUGCUCCCGUUCAUAGCAUUGCGCUGGGUUUGUUUGAAGACAAGAGCAAGAUUCAUUGGUUUCGUGACAUAGGCUAUCAGCAUAUUCCGUACUUCAACUGCCCAAAUUCCCCGAAAUGUAGUGGAUGCAAGACAGGACGAUUCACAGAUGGCGAGCGCUUCCUGUAUAAGGAAGAUUGCAGGCCGAAUUGGUUCAAAUAUGUUGGCAUGGACUGA